GAAGACAUCUUACAGACACGAGCCAUGGACAUCGUGGAGCACAUUCUAGCUGUUGCAAAUGUCAUCUACGGUCAAUAUCAGCACAUGAAGUACUGCAAGAAGCAGAAAGAGCGCCUUAUCAAGCGCAUGGAGGUCCUCCUGAGACCGAUUCAGCUCCUCCAGGUUCAGCCCCUCAGCAAACUGUCCUCCAGUCUGAAAUUUAUGCUGCAGAACAUGUUGGACCUCCUGCUGGAAGCCCAGGAACUCUUUGAGAAGUACAAAAACCAUAACAUGCUAGAGAGGUUCAUGAAAGCUGGUGAGAUGCUGGAAGAGUUUGCAUACCUGAACAAGCGCUUUGGAGACAUGGGCCAGGGACUUUUGCUGCAGCUCCAGGUGGAGCAGAGGGUGCUAGUGAGCUUUCAGAAGUGCGUGGUGAGCAAGGAAUGCUGCCAAGAUCUGGCGGAAGACAAAGUUUGCUGGAAGGAGAUGAUCAAAGGGCAGCAGGAAGAAGCUCAUACAGAAAUCACAGAGAUAAACAAGGACUUUUUAACCAAGAUGACUUUUCUGUUGGAGAUGAGAGACCACAUCCUGUACAAAGGAGAAUAUUACAAAACUCCAGUGGUCGUCAAAGUCUUCAAAAAUCCUCUGACCACCAACACAAAGAAGGUGAGGGAGAUCUUUGAGGAGGAGAUCAGGACCCUGAAAAGGUUGGAGUCCUCCUACAUUGUGCGCUUGUACGGCAUCUGCAUUGAUGAAAGCGGUAAGCUCUUUGGACUGGCUUGGGAUUGGGAGAAGCGGUUGCACCAGACGGGAGACAAGUGCCAGCUGCAUCGUUGCAUCAACAGUUCCAAAUUCUUGGUUGCCAAGGGCUACUGUGUAAAGCUGUCAGGAUUUAAACUGGACCAAACAGAGUCCUCCAUCAGUCGAAAAAGCAAAGAUAAAGUCCGCAGGGAGGUCUCUUCUUUAGCCUAUAUCUGUCCAGAGGGCCUGGCCUCUUUAGACCAUCCGUACAACUUGGCUAGUGAAAUAUACAGCUUUGGAAUUGUGCUGUGGGAGAUCGCAACUGGGAAGCUUCCCUUUACAGGUUGCAACUCUCAAGAAAUCUAUAAGAAGGUUUAUGAGCAAAAAGUGCAGGAGCCUUUAGGAGAAGACUGUCCAUCCUAUUUACGGACAAUCAUCAACCAGUGUCGGAGUUAUAACCCUUGCAAGCGCCCAACUACUGAAGAGAUUGUGAACCAGCUCCUCAUUGACCAGGAUGACAACGGUAGCAACUUGACUUCUUGAGUGAAAAAUCAGUGAUCGUGGAAGAUAUGUUGUCACCUGAACCUUCUCUCUUUUUUCUCCACGUUUCAAUAUUGUUAUUCUUCAGGGAUAGUCUCGUUGCCAUGAAGUUUGAGAAUCAUUUUUGAACAAUGGACCCAGAACUUAAUUUUAAUUGGUUUUUAAUUGAUUAAUUUUAGUCUCUCUGCCUCUAUAGACUGACUUUGUUUAAAAGACAUUACGGAAAGGAAUGCCUUUUACUGGACAAGACUGAGACGGAUCUGAAAGUUGAUUUUAAAAUGACAGGUUACAAGAAAGAUAAGGAAAAAGAUGUUUCACAGGACAUACAAAAGGAACACGUUCAUGUCUUAAAAAUAAAAAGGGAAAUUCAUUCUAUUGCCCUGGUAUAUGCACCAUGGCACAAUCCACCUGCUAUAAAAUAACAGUUCCUUUAUUGUUACCCAUUGCUCUCUAAUGUCUUGUCUUAUA
Pseudonaja textilis is the source of this 1728-nucleotide messenger RNA. The record is from RefSeq and is a predicted model, not a curated record. NCBI's taxonomy places the organism in Eukaryota, Metazoa, Chordata, Lepidosauria, Squamata, Elapidae.